GAUUAUUUCCCGAAACGGCAAAGCAAGGGUACAAUGUUACAGACCGCGGCAUUGAAAUGAAACUAAACGUCUCAGUAUAUUACCACUAUUUGAGUUAAUUUGUCAGUAUAAUAUCAGUAUUUUGCACUGUAAGUAAGAGCUAUUGAACUGGCGGUGUCUCCAUGUUGUGCUUAGCUCAGCCACCUCUGCACACAGAGAGCGAAUUCGAUCUAUUCCAGCAGCUGGCCAUUAUUAUUCCGGCGCACAUAGGCUGUAGCUCUUUACUGAUGGGGUCCUGAUGUUUAUGGACAGGCUUUCUGAAUAGAGAGCUCCAUCCUAUAGCUUUCCCUGAGCCAGACGAGUGCAGCAAGAGGUGCCAUGCGGGUGAGUUUCUGCCAGGGCCUUCUGACUGGAGCCAUUGUUCUGAACCUGCUCAUCCUCUACUAUGUGUCCCGAGCCCAGCAGCAGAUGAUGGAGAAACGCCGGGACCCAGGAAGGGGCUCCAGGAAGGCUGCUUUACCUGCGUCCGGGCUGGGGGGCGGCAUGGGGGGCCUGGUGGGGGUUGGCGGGGGGAUGGUUGGCCCUGGAGGUGUCGGGGGAGAGGGGAACAGCCACGGCCCCCGUGUGACUGUCCUCCUACGGGAGUUUGAGGACUUUGAGAACUACGUCGGUGAUGUGGCACGCUCCUUCCUGCACCAGAGACCUGAGCUGCCCUUCUUGGCUGUGUCUGACACCCCGCCCUAUCCCCCUCUGUCUCUCCCCGAUGGGGCCCGUCUCCUGGUGCUCUCCCCCAGCCCCGAGCAGCCUCCGCAGGCCCACCGGCCAGAGUUCCACGUCCAGACAGAGUUUGUGCUGCUGGUGCCUGACGGGGUGGAGCUGGAGCAGGGCCGGGCUGUGGAGAGGCUGAUCCGGGAGCUGGAGGGGGAAGGUGGGGGGCCCGUGAGGCUGGUGGCGGCUCCCGUGUUGGCACGCUCGGCCGUCCAGUGCCUGCACCUGCGGGUCAGUCUGAGAGAGUGGACGGCCACCUACACCCCAGCGGCGUCUGGGAGCAGUGGUAGCGUGUGUACAGCCCUUCAGGGGGACGCAGUGGUCCUCAUCCGCUCCGAGGACCUCUUCAACCUGUCUGUCCCACUGGGGAGGCCCCUGCUGCCCUCGCUCUUCAUCCAGACCUCCCUGCAUGGCUGGAAGGUCAAGCUCCUGGAGAGCCCCUGCUUCUCCGCCAGCCACCGGCCUCUCUUCAGCUCAGCCCAUAACCAGUGGAAGGCAGACAGCCAUCUGAAGGAGGCCACGAGCCGGCUGAUGAGGAACUUUGGGCUGAAGCGUCUCCUACUGGCUGAUGGGAAGGAGCAGUGGCACGGCUGUGGGAAGGAGACGGCGCGUUGCUUCGGUACGGUCCGGGACGACACCCCUGAGUACCUGUACCUGGAUCGCUGGACCCCUCCAUGCUGCCUGCGCGCCCUACGCGAGACCACCAAGUAUGUGAUCAACAUCCUGGAGAGCUCCGGGGUGCGCUACUGGCUGGAAGGAGGCUCCCUGCUGGGGGCGGCCCGCCACCAGGACAUCAUCCCCUGGGACUAUGAUGUGGACCUGGGCAUCUACCUGGAGGACGUGCCCAACUGUGACUACCUGAAGAACCUGGACUCUGGUUCUCUGGUGGAUGCUAAUGGCUAUGUGUGGGAGCGGGCAGUGGAGGGGGACUUCUACAGGGUGCAAUACAGCGAGGCUAACCACCUCCACGUGGACCUGUGGCCCUUCUACCCGCGGAACGGCGUCAUGACCAAAGACACGUGGAUGGAGCACAAGCAGGAUGUGGAGUUCCCCGAGCACUUCCUGCAGCCGCUGGUGCCGAUGCCGUUCGCCGGCGUCACCGCCUACGGCCCGAACAACCACCGCGCCUUCCUGGAGCUCAAGUUUGGGGAGGGGGUCAUCGAGAACCCCCAGUACCCCAAUCCUGUCAAGAAGAGGCUGGACAGGAGCCGGCUGUGAGGGAGGGGUGUGGCUGGGACCUUUGGGGUUUUCAUGUGGCCCCACCAAAAGGACAAAACGAUACUAGCCACAACCCAAAACAUAUUGGUAGCAAUCCGUGAUUGGUAUCCUUUGGGAAUAACUGUCCUUAAGGUUGCCAAAAUGCACGGAUCAAUUAAAAGUCCCUGGAGGGAAGUGGUUAAGAGAGAACAGACGCUGCUGCUCUAAGCCGGGCCAGCCACACUGAUGCCACGGACACGUGUGUUUGUUUGAUUUACUGCCUGCCUUUGUCAUCUGUCUCUUUAACACAAUAUCCUCACCGUGGGUGAAGCAACGGGCUGCACGUUACGUCAGGAGGCGUGACUGACUGACCUCUGUCAGAACCGUGUCCGUCACUGCGACUGAGACUGUGGAACAGGGCCUGUAUUCAUAAAGCGUCUGGUCGAGUAGGAGUGCCGAUCUAGGACCAGGUCCCCGGCGUCCCAUGUCAUCUUAUUCUGUGUGAUCUAAAAGGCAAAACCGAUCCUAGAUCAGCACUUUAUGGAACACAAGGGGACUGCUGCUGACCUACAUGACAGGUCGACUGAAGACUCCUUGCAGAGGUCCAUUAUUCUGUAUAAGCUGUGAAUUAAGUAUAGAGACAGAGUAUUUAUACAUUCAAAACGGUAUUCUGUUGCACAUCAUUUUCCUGUACAUACAUGACCAGGUAUUUAGUAAGAAAUUCUAUGGUAAAAUGGUAAUUACACAGUAAUUAUAUAUUUUUUUUCAAGAUUUUUUUUGGGGGGGGGCGCACCAUUGGGUACAAGGUGGUUAUGAAUUGUUUUGAAAUCUUUGAUGUAGUACCAUAAAGUAUUAGUUGUCAUAACCACAUAGUUUUCUCGUAAUUAUCAGGUGAUCAUUAAAGUGCUACCAGAUGUCCAACAGCAUAUACACCACAAUAUCAGCUGCUGUUAAGCAAUAUCUGACACAAUCAGUGUUGAUAGCUGUGUUAUUAUUGAUAUUAGGACUAUACAUGUGUUGGUAAAUUCUGUCCUAAAGCUAAAGAUGUACUCCAUGAAAUAGAUGUGUGGAUUUGUUGCACUGAUUCACUUUCUUAUUUUCAAUUUGUUUACUUCAUGUUCAGGGUACUAUAUGUAUGACUUUUGACCUUUUGAACUGUCAGCUGAUGCCACUGGGUAGGCUUUGGCAUGUCCCAUCAGCAUGACGAUUUUGGCUGUCCAUUUCCCAGUGGUAAAAUGAGGAGCUUUCUCUUAAACGCUGACUUGGAUAUUCAUGUCAUGAUUAAAGCUCCAUCAGUCCAUUCAGGUGCAUUCAAAUCCCAGGUAUGAAUUAUAAAAAACUGAACUAUCCAAUAUACUAAAUUAAAUGUGUGUGUGUCAUCUGUUGAGUGUUGCUGUUUCAUUCGUGUUCUGCCUUGACUGGAAUGUAUAAAGUCAUCUGAAUUGUGAGUGAAAGACUGAUAUCUGAUAGGUGCCACUUGUUUGCGCUUAACCUAUCGUUUUACAAGUGAGGAAAAAUGCACAAAAGAACUCUUGCUGUCAAUGUGUGUCGCUCCAUUUCAUGUACUGAAGAAAAAAUAAUAAGUAUAACACU
Messenger RNA from Oncorhynchus kisutch (coho salmon), 3537 nucleotides. RefSeq names its product fukutin-related protein-like. The coding region runs from base 358 to 1965 and encodes 535 amino acids. Gene Ontology annotation, cellular component: Golgi apparatus. The transcript has 2 exons. Gene Ontology annotation, biological process: protein O-linked glycosylation via mannose. NCBI's taxonomy places the organism in Eukaryota, Metazoa, Chordata, Actinopteri, Salmoniformes, Salmonidae. The record is from RefSeq and is a predicted model, not a curated record.